This is a messenger RNA of Arvicanthis niloticus (Nile rat), 4595 nucleotides long. It is a transcript of the gene Dusp8, whose product is annotated as dual specificity phosphatase 8. Lineage: Eukaryota; Metazoa; Chordata; Mammalia; Rodentia; Muridae. The record is from RefSeq and is a predicted model, not a curated record. Gene Ontology annotation, molecular function: protein tyrosine/threonine phosphatase activity; MAP kinase tyrosine phosphatase activity; MAP kinase tyrosine/serine/threonine phosphatase activity. Gene Ontology annotation, cellular component: cytoplasm. Gene Ontology annotation, biological process: peptidyl-tyrosine dephosphorylation; negative regulation of MAPK cascade.
CGCCGUGAGCGCGCGUGCCCGACCGCAGUACGCGCGCUCUGUCCCGAGCGAGCGCUCCCCGCGGUGGCGGAGACGACGACGGCGGCGGCGGCGACGCGCCCCGCGCGCCUCUCCGGCCCUUGCCCCGGCUACGCGGGCCCCCGACGGGCCCAUGGGUGGCAGAACGGAGCGGACGCCCUGAGCGCGGCACCGGCGUCGGGGGCAACCCCAGGGCAAGCGAGAGCCAGGUCUGGCACCAUGCACUAGGGUACCUAGAACGCUGCAAGGCCACGCCCUCCUCACUUCAGGGGUCACUCUCCCCACUGCCUACCACCCCACCAUGGCUGGGGAUCGUCUCCCGAGGAAGGUGAUGGAUGCAAAGAAACUGGCCAGCCUGCUGCGUGGAGGACCUGGGGGCCCCUUGGUCAUCGACAGUCGAUCCUUCGUGGAGUAUAACAGCUGCCACGUGCUGAGCUCUGUGAAUAUCUGCUGUUCAAAGCUGGUGAAGCGGCGUCUUCAGCAGGGAAAAGUGACCAUUGCUGAGCUUAUCCAGCCUGCUACUCGAAGCCAGGUGGAUGCCACAGAACCACAGGAUGUGGUGGUGUAUGACCAGAGCACACGAGAUGCCAGCGUGCUGGCAGCAGACAGCUUCCUGUCCAUCCUGCUCAGCAAGCUGGACGGCUGCUUCGACAGCGUGGCCAUCCUCACAGGAGGCUUUGCCACCUUUUCCUCCUGCUUUCCUGGCCUCUGUGAGGGCAAACCUGCCACCCUACCAUCCAUGAGCCUCUCUCAGCCCUGCCUGCCUGUGCCCAGUGUUGGCCUGACCCGAAUCCUGCCUCACCUCUACCUGGGUUCUCAGAAAGAUGUCUUGAACAAGGAUCUGAUGACCCAAAACGGAAUAAGCUAUGUCCUCAAUGCCAGCAACUCCUGCCCUAAACCGGACUUCAUCUGUGAGAGCCGUUUCAUGCGUAUCCCCAUCAACGACAACUACUGUGAAAAGCUGCUGCCCUGGCUGGACAAGUCCAUUGAGUUUAUUGAUAAAGCCAAGCUGUCCAGCUGCCAAGUCAUUGUUCACUGUCUGGCUGGCAUCUCUCGCUCUGCCACCAUCGCCAUCGCGUACAUCAUGAAAACCAUGGGCAUGUCUUCUGACGAUGCAUACAGGUUUGUGAAGGAUCGGCGUCCCUCCAUCUCGCCCAAUUUCAACUUCCUGGGCCAGUUGCUGGAGUAUGAGAGGAGUCUGAAGCUGCUGGCUGCCCUGCAGAGUGAUGGACCUCACUUGGGGACCCCUGAGCCCCUCAUGGGCCCGGCAGCAGGCAUCCCACUGCCCCGGCUGCCACCAUCUACCUCAGAGAGCGCUGCCACCGGGAGCGAGGCAGCCACCGCAGCCAAGGAGGGCAGCCCGAGUGCUGGAGGGGAUGCUCUGAUCCCCAGCACAGCUCCAGCUACCAGCGCACUGCAGCAGGGCCUUCGUGGCCUACACCUCUCCUCUGACCGCCUCCAGGACACCAACCGCCUCAAGCGCUCCUUCUCCCUGGACAUCAAGUCGGCCUAUGCGCCCAGCAGGAGGCCCGACUUUCCCGGCCCACCCGACCCCGGAGAAGCCCCGAAGCUCUGCAAGCUGGACAGCCCGUCUGGGGGCACGCUGGGCCUGCCCUCGCCCAGCCCGGACAGCCCGGACUCCGUUCCAGAGUGUCGCCCACGACCUCGCCGGCGACGUCCCCCGGCCAGUUCUCCUGCCCGCUCCCCCGCGCACGGCCUGGGCCUGAACUUUGGAGACACGGCCCGGCAGACUCCGCGGCACGGCCUCUCGGCCCUGUCGGCGCCCGGGCUGCCUGGCCCUGGCCAGCCGGCUGGCCCCGGGGUCUGGGCGCCCCCACUGGACUCUCCAGGCACACCGUCGCCCGACGGACCCUGGUGCUUCAGCCCCGAGGGCGCGCAGGGUCCAGGCGCUGUGUUCUCCGCCUUUGGCCGGGCGAACGCAGGCGCACCUGGACCCGGGAGCAGCAGCAGCAGCGGAGGUGGCGGCGGUGGCGGCAGCAGCAGUAGCAGCAGCAGCGACCUGCGGCGGCGGGAUGUGCGGACCGGCUGGCCCGAGGAGCCUGCUGCAGAUUCACAGUUCAAGAGGCGCAGCUGCCAGAUGGAGUUCGAAGAGGGCAUGGUGGAGGGGCGGGCACGUGGCGAGGAGCUGGCAGCCCUGGGCAAGCAAACCAGCUUCUCUGGCAGUGUGGAGGUCAUCGAAGUAUCGUGACCCUUCAGGAGUCCUUGUGCCCUUGCUCCAGCCAGGCCAGGUAUAAAUAUAUAUUAUGUAUAAAACACACAGAAAAGGUAAAUGGUUUUACUGCAAUUUUUAUCAAGAAGUAAAUAUUUCGAUUUUUUUAUUUAUUUAAGCUAGUGAUCUGGCAACUGUGCGGGGCGGCCCUAAAGCUCUGUUUUUACUGUCUGGUAUUUAAACUGAAACAGGUUUCUAAGCAAUAUGAGGCCACCUUCAAUUCCAAGCUGGGUUGACAGGCCUGGGCCCCUCCUUGCCCUUCCCCUCUGGAAACAUUACUGACCUUUCAAAGAGCUGCCCAGCUUUCCUGCACUUUUUACAUAAGAAAAAGGGGGAAAAUGAAAAAAAAACAAAAACAAAAAAACAAAAAACCCAAACCCUUACUUGCCACAAACUGAGCCGCAGACCCCUCCCCUUUCCUUUUCCUCCUCUCCCUGUCUCUCCUGUGUCUCCUGUCUCUCCUGUCUCUCCUGUCUUGGGCUCUGCAGCAAAGCCAUAGGUAAGGGGAGGGGAAAACCCUAGUGUCCCUGCAGAAGGCCCACCAGCAGUGUCCCCACACCUCAAAUUGCCACGUCUUAGUGGCACAGGGAUACUUUCUCUGCUCUUCACCCCAGGGCGGUUACCUGGCAGGUGUUGGUGGACAGUAGGCCCAGUGGACCAGAGUUUUCAGGGAGACUUGGACAAGGGGGUUCCUGAAAGCCAGAUGAGGUAAGCUCCAAAGGCAAGGAUGGAGAACCUCACUCCUGUGAGAGUGAGGCCCAGUUUCUUAGAAGGGCCCAGGAGGCCAUUCAGAGGAAGUGUCUUGUCUCGAUUUUCAUUGCAGAUGCCCCAUGCCCAGUAGAUUCCCCCGGGAAUGUACUGGGGCAGUGUCCAAUGCCAGCAGGAGGAGCUAAGCUAGCUGGGGCUGGCAGGGGCCAUCUCUGCUGGUCAGAGGGGAGCUCUAGGCCCGGUAAGAAUGGGGGUAGAUUUAAGCUCUCAUUCUGGGCUCUUCCUGCCACAGGUAGGACCUGGGAUUCUACUGCACUUGCAGGCUGAGGGACCCCUGAAGCAGGUGGAAGUAGAGCACCUACCAAGCCCUUAGGCUUCCAGGAAGCAGAAAUCCUCAGCUUUAGGAGAACUGUCUCCAAAAGACCCCACCUAAGUACAGAUGCUGGGGAAGUCCUCCAUGACUGCUCCAUCCCCACAAGGGCUUCUCAGGAGAGAGUCCCUCUGUGUGCUCCCUCCCAGGCAGAGUACUUUACCAGUGUCUUCAAGACAAUAUGCUAGCCUCCACCCAAGGUGGCUUUUUUAGGCUCAGAGCCAAUCUACGAGAAGGACAAGGAGAAAAGUGCCAGCCACCCUUGCUGAAUAUCCUCUUGGACUAUUGGGGACCCAAAGUUUUGAGGCAGAAUAGGGGUUCUUGCCCUCAGAUGUCUUCAAGUCUUGGAGUGGGUCUGUCCUUUGAGGAAGAAGUCAGGGGCUUGUUAACAGGUAGCUGGGGCAGGACAGAGUCUUGGAGAAGACCUAGGGUGGCCUUUCUACCCCACCUCUCUUGCUGUGUCCUUCUGUCUUCUUUUGACCUGUUCCCUAUGUUCCUGUCACCCUCCUUCUUAAGCAAAAGUCCUGUCCCAGUUCUCUUGAUCCCACCCAUCCUGAUCCCUGAGAAAAUAAGCUAUUGUUGUAUUUGCAAUCUAUGGAUUAGAGGUUUAAGUAUUUAUUAUUAUUGGUUAAUUAUUAUUAUAAUUAUUAUUAUGUAAAUUUGCCUCCUGUCAUUGGAUUUCUGAGGUGACCCUGGGUAUGGAGGAUGCACUGGCUUCCCCUCCAUGCCCCCACUCUACUGCUGUCCAGGAGACAGUGGUAUGGGGCCACCAGUUGGACCCUAAAGCUCCCCCUUGGGUCUGGUCCCUCCCCUCUCUUGAUGGAGAUAUGACUUCUAUCCUGGACACACGGGGCCUAGUAGCCUCAGUCUGUCUUUGUUCUCACGCAUGACCCUGGUCUCCACAAAGUGAGCAGACAAGGUGGAGGAGGUCUCAGCUCCCCCCUCCUUUGUGUUGGGGGAGGUGGAGCACAGGCUUUCCCUGGUGGCUUUUCACCCACUGUCCAAGGUGUGGAGGGUAUAGAGUUCUCUCUUGCUCUCCCACCCCUCCUACUUGGUCACUGCCGGCACUGGAAUGGCCCAGAAUGCACCUGGCCUCCUCCUGUUGUCCAGUACAGGAGAGGUCCUUUGCCCAAGGCUUCCGGUCCCUGAGGACCAGGGUGCCAGCUUCCCCCUUGGGACCUUGCCCCAUGAGGCCGCACUUUCCUGUCCCUCCUUUUGUAUUUGAAACAAUGUGUUGUAAUAAAUCAUGAGACGGAUGUUUUCCCCAGG